AAAGUUAUCAGUUGCUAUUGUGCCAUUGGGCAUCCGUCGUGAUUCUGGGAACUUUUCUAGAUAGAGAAACAGAAUUGGCGAUUAGUUUUAUUUCUAUUCUUCCAUGCGAAACUUCAAAACAUCAAUAGUAUCCCGUAUGUCCUUUUUCGUAUCAAAUUGACAAUGGAAUUUCCUUCGAUAGUGCGCGCAAUUUGGUUCCUUCUUGUUAUCUCUUUGGUGAAAGAAUCAACCUGCCUCAGAGGUCCAUGGAUAAAUGUUCCUACUACCGUCAAAGUUGGUGAUACAGUAACUUUCAAAUGUGAAUACGAUGUAGAAGGCAUUGCUCUAUAUUCCCUCAAGUGGUAUUUCAAUGCAGAAGAAUUCUUUAGAUAUGUUCCUAAGCAAGAACCUCCUUACAUGCAUUUCAGGGUGAAAAAUAUUAAGGUCUCAGAAUCUGGGCCAACUCAUAUUACCUUCAAUAAAGUGAACAAAGCACAGUCUGGAACAUACGAAUGUGAAGUUUCAACAGAUGCUCCCACAUUUGAAACAGGUCUUCGACGUUCUACAAUGACAGUAGUAGUACCACCAACUACUGAACCUUCAAUGAAAAUAAACCAAAACAGAAUGAAUAUUGGAGCAACUUUAUCUGCUGAAUGUUCGAGCCCAGUUUCAGAUCCUGCUGCCAACAUAACAUGGUCAAUUAACAACGAAGAGAUUUCUGAGAGCAAAGAGAAUAUAAAGAUUUUGCCAUUGGCGACCUUCAAAAAGGAUGAUCUCACAGGAAGUACCAGUAAAAUUCAAAUAGUGACUGAGAACUCUAAUUUUAUUGAAGGAGUUCUGCGCCUCAAGUGUAAGGCAAAUAUUUUUAACAUUUGGAGUAGUACAGUUGAGAUGAAAGUGGAGGCAGACAGGCCUAUCAAAAAGAUGGCAGGAUUAACAAUAGAAUCAAUGUCUUCUCAACAGAGUCAGAUGAAUAGUACAGGCUCAGAUAUCGUCUACCACAUUUCCAAGGGCAGUUCGAACACUCUCUCAUUCAGUCUACCCAAAGCAAUAACUCUACUAUGUUUCAUAUUGUGCAUCAAGUUAAACUGAGCAGUUAUGAAACGUAAAAUCAAUUAUACUUGUGCCUCUUUGUAAUAAUAUUAAACAAUUUUGUACUGACCUAUCCUCAUAUAAGUACUUCCUACCUUAAGUAGAUCUAUACUUUAACUAAUUAUAAGACAAUAAGAAAUCAACUAGACUUUCCACUAUGUGUAACAUGUUUGAAUUAUCUUGGAACUCAGAAUAAGAGGUUGAACAGCUUAAAUUAUCAUUUGUGACUGAACUUUCCUAUCCACGAUAAUGCAAACAGAGAAAUUGUAUAUAAAAAUGUUCUGAUGAAUUGAAAAAAAAAUAGAUUACACCUAAAUUAGGAAUCAACGAAACUGUUAUAAUUUUCAAAGUGUUUUUAUUGACUUGUUCCAAUGAAAUUGUUACUUAAAAUUAUAUGUAUAAAAAUAGUUCAAAUAUAAAUAAAUUUGACUGA
Harmonia axyridis is the source of this 1504-nucleotide messenger RNA. RefSeq lists its product as uncharacterized. The record is from RefSeq and is a predicted model, not a curated record. The coding region runs from base 163 to 1071 and encodes 302 amino acids. The transcript is spliced from 6 exons. NCBI's taxonomy places the organism in Eukaryota, Metazoa, Arthropoda, Insecta, Coleoptera, Coccinellidae.